ACACAUACUCCGAAAAGGAGGGGGCGUGGUGCGAUUGCCUGCGGUUUUCCACACACAUAUUCCGACACCUUCAACAGUUCAACCGUCUCCAUAAUAUCCACGUCAUCACACUCAUCUCCUUACUUUUAUCUCAUUUCAUUCAGUUGCUGCUGCUUCCAGAUUUCAUUACUUCACUUGUUACUCUAAUGAACUACACCGAUCAUAACCAAAAGUGCAGUUGUUUCACCGAAAUGUGGGACUGGCAAGGUGAAGAUUACGGUUUGCAAACGGAAGCAGAUAGUACUACUAGCCUAUGGAACAAUGUAAAUGAGAAUCAGGAUGAUCUUUCGUGCGUGUUCGAUGAAACGACCCCCGCAAAGUCCUUUGAGGAUUUGGAUUAUCAAGUUAACUACAAUGAAAAUAUAAACAAGGAAACGGAUCCGUGUGCAGAAACCUACUCACAAGCAAAAAGACGUCGAAUGCUGCAUUUUGAUAGUGAGAUUUCGGAUGCGGAUAUUAUGCCACUUUGUGAAGAGGACUUCUCAUCUGUAUAUAUAAAAUCCAAGGAAUGGGAGGCUUCAAUGGAUGAAGCUUUGUCCGAUAUGACUCAAUGGGUUGCCGGAUUCGCAGAUGAUACAUCUGGAUCGGGUAACGGGGGUCUAGAUCCGUCUUCAGAGGAAUGGCUAGCCGAUUGUCUAAUAAAUGAUACAGAAAUGCAUUUACACGUCGAUGAUAUGAAUCCAUCUGGAUCCACUGCUGUUCAGAUUGAUCUUACCGAGUCGAACAAUUCUGAACCCGAAAACGGAUGUGGUACUGGUCAAAAGCUCCUGACUCCUACCAGUAAAAAUAUCGUCUUUAAAGGGAAAAGGUCUUGUAUCAAGACACCAACGAAAAUGACUUCAUCGGUUGUGCGCCCAUUUGCCUUUGUAAAACCAUGUGGUAUGCAAGGAGCCGUUACGAUAAAAGACAUCAACCAGAAAAUACACACUCCACCGCCAUCAAAAUCAAAGAAAAAUAACGAAAAUGCCCCAAAAUCGUAUCCCACUUCGGCCUUUUCAGGCAAACCCGUUGUUGGUAAAACCAAGAUUCGUACCGAAGGAGGAAAAGGCAGCAUUACGAUUAUGAGAACCAAAGGAUGAUCAAGUUUUGUCCCCGAAAAAUGAGAAGAAAAAAACAAUGAGAGAAGGGUAAUGAGAAGAAUUUGGUGGCCAUUAUUAAGUUAUCGAAUUAUGCUAAGUGUUUGUAUGUUCAUGAAAUGGUUUUACUUGGCAGAUUCUUGUCUUAUCCUUUUGUAUUUAGAAAAUACAAGUGAAAUUAUUAUGUAAUUUGUAUGUUAAUUUUUGUCA
Messenger RNA from Helianthus annuus (common sunflower), 1325 nucleotides. Its product is annotated as protein XRI1. The coding region runs from base 186 to 1118 and encodes 310 amino acids. The record is from RefSeq and is a predicted model, not a curated record. The transcript has 12 exons. Gene Ontology annotation, biological process: male meiotic nuclear division; female meiotic nuclear division. Lineage: Eukaryota; Viridiplantae; Streptophyta; Magnoliopsida; Asterales; Asteraceae.